Messenger RNA from Oppiella nova, 615 nucleotides. NCBI's taxonomy places the organism in Eukaryota, Metazoa, Arthropoda, Arachnida, Sarcoptiformes, Oppiidae. The record is from the annotation of a GenBank genome assembly.
AUGCGAUCCGGUUUAGAGUCGAUGCUCACACAUGACGGCAAUCGCAGUGCAUAUGAUAUGCAUGAAUGGCAUGUCGUUCGAGUGUCGGGACGACCGGUGAGUCCGAAGAGUCAGUUGGACGCGGAGAAGAGGAUUCGUCGCGAAAUAGCCAAUAGUAAUGAGAGGCGCAGAAUGCAGUCGAUUAACGCCGGCUUCCAGUCGUUGCGGACACUACUGCCCCAUCACGAUGGAGAGAAGCUGAGCAAAGCGGCUAUAUUGCAACACACGGCUGAUUACAUCUAUCAGUUGGAACAGGAGAAGACCCGACUCCUCGCCCAGAACUGUCAACUCAAGCGACUCGUCAACAGCCAAAUGGCCACCGAUGGCGACCUUUCCAAUGAUAACUCCCCUCUCCAUAAGCGGAUCAAACUCGAGAAGACCCACACACCCAGUGGUGUCGAUUCGUGCGACUCAUCCGACGAAGUCCUUUGUCGCAGUCCUAAGUCCAACACCACAUCACUGGUCGACUCGACCGACCUCUCCAACGACGACCUCAAGCGUGAAAUGGUUGAACUCAGGCUUCAGUUGGACAGAGAGAGGCGCCUAAGGAUGACACUCGAGGACCAAACGAGAUCU